GCAUCUCGUCUACAGCGUGAAUGUGACGUUGCUGCACUGGGUGAAAUGAUGAUGCGUUAUCAGAUUCCGUUCCACACACUUGAGCUGUAUUUGACGCACACGCAUACAUUCUCGAAGGCAAUUGAAUUCAUAUUUCGACAGGGUUCCAUGGAAACGGAACCACAACGAAUCCUUGCCGAUGCUUUGAAGAUAACUGAAUUAGCGAACAAACUACACAAAGGAUUGAUGGAAAGCCACGAAUGCAUUUUUCAUUAUUGCUUUUAUCUAAUCAAAACCAAGGGAGACGAGCAAUGGUUUGUGGAUGUUUUUCAAUGUCUUAAUGAUCUAAGCGAGGCAGACCGAGAUCGAGUGAUCGCGCAUCUUAAAUCCUAUGUGGAAGCGGUUUUAAGUAGUCCUUUUUUGCUGAAAACAGAGAUGGACUGUAAAACUCAACUUCCAAUAAUAGAAGCGGUACUGUACGUCUUGGAGCGUUUUAACAAGCUUGACUACGGCAUUAAUGUUCAACUGUCAUUUUUGGAAGACAGCAACUGGAAAUUGGAAAAACUGAAGGAGUUUGUGCAAGCCCGAUUCGACGACAUAAAUGUUCCACCAAAAAUCACUGAUCUUCACCGAAUUGCAAAUGCUCUAAUGGUUGAAGAAAAUCAGAUGUUUGAAGUAGCAGUGGACUGUGCACUGAAAAGACGAAAUCCAGUGGCCGCGUUGGAAUAUGCGAAGUAA
Messenger RNA from Gongylonema pulchrum, 717 nucleotides. NCBI's taxonomy places the organism in Eukaryota, Metazoa, Nematoda, Chromadorea, Rhabditida, Gongylonematidae. The record is from the annotation of a GenBank genome assembly.